AUGUUAGAUUCGUUUUUACAAAAGAAGCAGAACAUACUAAGGGAGAUAUCUCAAAAUGGUAAUGAUAAUCUAGAUGCAUCACCAAAAGGUACAAUCGAUGAACAUUGUAUACCCAUUAUAAAUUUGAUAAAUACCCAUCCGAAAAUGGUGACUACAUCUUCGUGUUCUGGAAGAGUUUCCGUAUAUUUAGAAGGAACUCAGAAUAACAAAAUAAUAUCAAAGGGUAAUGAAGGUAAAUGGAUAUUCGUUACUCAUGACACAUCAAAUUUGAAAAAUUGGUAUAAAUCUAUUAAUUUGAACUACGACCUAACUAAAUUUCCAACAAAGAAUGCAAGGAAAAUUCUAUAUAAAUUCGAACCAUUGAUAUUACAUAUAAAAUGCAAGGACCUGAGCAUAGCGAAUACAAUAUAUCAAAUAGCAAUGAAUUGUGGAUUUAGAGAAAGUGGCAUUGGUAGUAAUUAUAAUGUUGCAAUAAGAAUAUCAAUAAAAUUAGAUAUACCGAUUGGAUAUAAAGAUGAAAAGCCGGAUGACAACGGGGAAGAAGUAUAUCAAUGCUUUGUAACCGAAGAGUAUUUGAGUUACAUUACCAAAGUAUCAUUUGACAGAUUUGAAGAAAAUUUUAAAAAAUUGGACCAACUAUACGCAGCUAUUGAUAAAUUUAUCAAAGAGUUCCCUGCCGAUGAAGAGAACAAUGUUGAAGAACUCCAAAAAAAAAAUAAGAUAAGGAAGGAUGGAUGGGAGAGUAAAGAAGAAAGAAGAGCUAGAAUGAAAAAGGAGGGUUUGGAUAGAAAAGAGCAGCUUAGACGAGCUAAAUCGAACGAGCCCAAUUUUGUAGUUGAUGCUAGUACUUAG
Molecule: messenger RNA, 852 nt
Organism: Lodderomyces pseudojiufengensis
Lineage: Eukaryota; Fungi; Ascomycota; Pichiomycetes; Serinales; Debaryomycetaceae
Product: tRNA methyltransferase
Exons: 1
Coding region: 1-852 (283 amino acids)
Biological process (GO): tRNA methylation
Cellular component (GO): cytoplasm
Molecular function (GO): tRNA methyltransferase activity
Source: RefSeq, a predicted model, not a curated record